GUGUCGGAAUAGUUAACGUGGGGCCGCCCUGGCUUCAGUGACUUUCUUUCUUUUUUAAGAAAAAAAAGAACCGACUGAGCAGCAGGAGGGGUGGGAUGCAGAACUGAACAGGACAUACUGAAGGGGAAAAUAGAGGGAACGCUAAUGCUACAAAAUAUGGAGUCUUGCCCGAUGUACAUGUGUGUGUUUUACAAUACAUUGAUGUAGCCUGCCAAUAUUUUAUAUUUAUUUGAACUAUUUUUUGUGUGUGACAUCUGCAAUGAUGAGGGUCGGGGUUUUGAGCAGGACCGCAGCGAUUGUGCUCUGUCUUUUGGGAUGCAAUGUGUGGAAAGCGGUAACCAAAACCCUGCAAGAUGACAACGCUCUAAAAGAGGUGACUCUGAAGGUUCACCUGAGUGAUGCCAGCACCCACCAGCCCCUGGGCGGAGCCACCAUCGAGCUCUUCGCCAACCACACCCCUGUAACCACAGAGACCUCAGCUGCCGACGGCAAUGCCUACCUGCGUUUUCCCUACCGCCUUGGAACCCUGCUGGUUGUCACAGCAACCAGACAGGGCUACGUGCCAAAUUCCGCCCCCUGGAGACCCACCAGACUGCCCGUGUUUUCCUCUCUCAGUCUGGAGCUGCUACCAGAGAGAGCUGCCACUCUGAUGGUGUAUGAAGACCUGAUACACAUUAACUCUGGAUCCCAAGGUGAGAGAGAGAGUGUGUACUUAGACACUGUCCCUGGCCCAGAGAGAGAGCGUGUACUUAGACACUGUCCCUGGCCCAGAGAGAGAGCGUCUCUGCAACAAGCAUCUCACUACACCUCUCCUCUCUCUCUCUCUCUCUCUCUCCCUCUCACUACACCUCUCUUUUGGCUCUCCUCUUCUCCUCUAACAGGAAGUGAGCGUAGGUUUGAGCUGACUCCAGUGGCGGCCAUCUCUGUCCACCUAUUUGCCAGUAGGGGGGUGGAGCUCCAGGUGAACUGCCCAAUCAGCAUCUCCAUCUCUCUACCGGCCAAUUGCGGCCUGAAGGAGAACCAACACAUCCCAGCCUGGAGGUUCGACCCCAGUCUAGGGGCCUGGUUGAAGAGCAGUCUGGGCUAUGUCCAGAGGGAGGGAGACCAGCUCAGCCUAACCUACAUCGCCCCUCAGCUGGGAUACUGGGUGGCUGCCAUGUCCCCACUAGACACAGGUCCGGUGGUGGCAAAGGACAUCAGUGCGUACCACACUGUCUUCCUAUUGGCCAUACUGGGAGGCAUGGCUGUCAUCCUCCUCUGCCUGCUCUGUCUACUACUGUACUACUGCAGGCGUGGUUGUGUGAAGCCUCGUCUGUCCCAGCGGAAGCUGACUCUGUCGUCUGGUCUGGAGGGCAGUAAGAGAGACCAGUCAACCUCCAUGUCCCACCUCAUCAGCAGCGAGGUUCAUUUGGAGCUGGUCUCUACGACAGCAGAACCCGACAUGACCACGCCCAUGCUCAAACCCUCCUCCUACGAUCGCCAUGACCUGGUCUCCCAUGGCAACCACAGUCGCAUGUCUCUAGGAAACCACAGCCGAAGUCGUCAUGGCUCGUCGCUAGGCAACCUGACGCCACGCAGCAGAGAUUACCGUCAGUCUGUGGAGACGUUCCCGUUUAAGUCAGCCCUCUCCGCCGGGACGGAUGCCGGCUACCGCCAAUCAUACACCUCCAUCUGCUCAUCCAUCAAUCAGCUCCCAGAUAGACUUUCCUCCUCAAAUCAGGUGCAGGCGUCAGCAAGUCAAUUGAGUGGUGUUGGGGAGGGCGGGACUAGUGUGCGUGAGGCUACCUCGCCCUGCUCCCCACCUGUCUCCCCUAUCAGAGGGGAGGGGUGUGAGCGCAGACCCCCAGACUACCUCCUGUCCCGGUCUGUGGACCACCUGGGCUCCCUGCCCCUCUCCCUCCCCAGGCCGGGCCAGCUGCUGUGCUGUGGCUCCGUGGACCUGCUGAGUGGAGGAGACGGUUACCCCAGGAGGAUCCGGCCCACCCUGGUGAUCCCAGCCCACUACAUGCGCCUGCCGGGGGAGCACCCGCUGUGUGGCCAGGCCCUGUUCUUACAGACUGACCAGCAGAGUGACCUGGAGACCAUCCAGGCUGAGCUCAACGCCUCACACUCCCAGCAACCCCUGGGGCAAACACACGCCGAUUAUGCUAUCGCCUCAGCCAACCAGGGACAAGGAGAGGGGCAAGGGGAGUGGAGCAGCCUAUCAGAGUCCCUGUCUAUCCCGACAGCACUUGGGGAGUCAGGGAUUAUGCAAAUGAACGGCGAGGACACUCUAUUGGCUGAGAGGAAACUGAUGGAACUGCGGGGAGGGAAGCCCCUCACACACCCGCGCGCCUGGUUCGUCUCAUUGGACGGUCGGUCUAACGCCAUCAGACACUCUUACAUAGACUUGCAGCGGGCUGGGCAAGCCAAGGGGAAUCCAGGUGGAGGAGGUAGCCAUGGUAACAACAGUGGUGGUAGGCAUGUCAACGGAAACGACGCAAGUCUGGACUCCGGGGUGGACCUUAAUGAGCCCAGAGCAGGGCGGAGGGGGAGGGAGGUAGAGAGGAAGGUAGGAGAGAGGGAAAGAGAGAAAGACAGAGAGAGGGGGAGGACAAAGAGCGGCCCUCCUGCCAUGGCCUACACCCAGCUGGUAUAUGUGGAUGACCUGGAGGGGGAGACUCCUGAGUGUAGCCCCCAGGACAGCCCUUUGGGUCCAGGGAUGCAGAACACACAGGGACAUCAACAAGUAGAGGAAGAGGAGGAGGACAGAGGAGAGGAAGAGGAACACAGAGGAGAGGGGAUGAUACAGGAAGAGGCUCCUUCACCCCUCUCCUCCCCCUCCUCCUCCUCCUCCUCUCCACCCCCACUCACAGAGACCGAGGGCAUGGUCUUCAGGACUGAGCAUGACCAACCGGCCCUAUUGUCUGUUGCCCCUGAUGACCACGGAGAGGAGGAGGAGAAGAAGAGCCCCUGGCAGAAGAGGGAGGAGCGCCCCCUAUUGGCAGUCUUUAACCUCAAAUAACCUCUGACCCUUGAACUAUAACUUUACUUCCCCUCCCACCACCCCACCCCAGAGUGACAUGAAGAAGGAUUGGCCAGCUAUAGAUCCAGAUCAUUCAGGAAGUACAUCUGCACUGGGAGCUAAAUGGAACUGUCAGUGAAUGGAAACGAUUGGAACAGUUGGAACUCCAUACAUUCUAAUGUCUAAUCCUUCCUGUGUAUCAUCAUAGCCCCACACUACAUGGACAGGCCACUGACUAGACAUGCCAUAGAGACUUUGUCCUGGUGAUACAGAUGAACUCCUGAACUAAAAACAAACUUAACAACGCCAGAGAACAUGUAAUGCACAACUGCUAUGCCUUUAGUAAAUUAGCUGUGUCAGCAAAAAGGGGCUGUGGAAUAAAGCAAAAGCAAUAUGGCGGAUGUCUACUGGCAGGUCUAGGUAGAAGGAGUAGUAGUGUUUUCAGAUCAGUAACUAGGACAGGAUAUACAUACAGCAGGAAAGGAAGCUACUCUAAUGUAUAAUGCUGCACAGAUCUACGAUCAGUUUUCCCCCCACAAGUCUUAAUCUGGGCGGCAGGUAGCCUAGCGGUUAGAGCGGUGGGCCAGUAAUGUAAAGAUCGCUGGUUCAAAUACCCAAGCCAAGACGGUGAAAAAUCUGUCGAUGUGCCCUUGAGCAAGGCACUUAACCCUGAUUUGCUCCAGGGGCGCCGUACUACUAUGGCUGCAUCUAUCCAGUGUAUGUGACACUAAAACAUAUUUUUUUAGGUUUCCAUUUUCCAACGUUAGGGUACCUUAGAUUAGUGUGUGUGUAACUUCAGUUUCCCAUCCACAGGACUGGUGAAUCAGAUAAUGGGAUACAGCCCCCUCUGUUGGUGACUGUUGAUAUUGCAGCACUCUACCAGUGAGGUUUUAUAUGAAGGUUUUGUGUGUUGAACCACUGGCAUACUUUGCUCUGAACGGCUGGCUAUGCAUCACUUUUAUACAGUUGCUUGAGAUGCCUUGUUUUGUCAUUUUAAGUACUCUGUGAUUUUAGUUGCCAAACUAUUUUACUCAAAUACGUUUAUGCUAUUUUCUACUCAGAUAUGUUUUAUCGUUUUUUUCCCCUUACUGUAAGUACCGAGUUUUAACAGACAAACACCCAAAGCCUUUUCUCUGAAACCAAACCACAUCCUGACGUUUGGAAACCACUAUAAUCGACUUCCUCGUUUUCCAAGUGCCUUUGAACAAGUUGACUCGUACACAUCAGUUCAGCUAGCUAUUUAUUUCUCCUCUCCCCUGUUGAGCUCUAACCCUCCACUACCUCAUCCCUCUCUCCUCUCCUCCCUCUGUCCCUGGCAGACAGAAUGCAGCAACCCCCUCUCUCCUCUCCUCCCUCUGUCCCUGUCAGACAGCAUGCAGCAACCCCCUCUCUCCUCUCCUCCCUCUGUCCCUGGCAGACAACAUGCAGCAACCCCCUCUCUCCUCUCCUCCCUCUGUCCCUGGCAGACAGCAUGCAGCAACCCCCUCUCUCCUCUCCCCUCUGUCCCUGGCAGACAGCAUGCAGCAACCCCCUCUCUCCUCUCCCCUCUGUCCCUGGCAGACAGCAUGCAGCAACCCCCUCUCUCCUCUCCUCCCUCUGUCCCUGGCAGACAGCAUGCAGCAACCCCCUCUCUCCUCUCCCCUCUGUCCCUGGCAGACAGCAUGCAGCAACCCCCUCUCUCCUCUCCUCAGUCACAAAGGGAGGAUGCUGUGUGGCCGUAGCUAGUUUGUUUAUUGACUUUUGCAUCUGCCUCUGUGUGCCAGUGCGUGGGCCCGUCUCUGUCUGUACUCAUGUCUUUCUGCACAAGCAUGUGCCUUAGUGUUCAUAUCUGUGCGUGCAGACAAUAUACUGCGGGGGUGUGUGUGACAGCAUAUGACAUCUGAGGCAUUACCGUGUAUAUAGUUCUCUCCUCUACAUGUUGACAUGUGAGCUAGUGUUGUGAAUGACCCCUCAUCCUCUCUCUCUCUCUCUCUCUCGCUGUACUCCAUCACCAUAGUAACCACUCUGGGAGAGUACUGUAUGUUACUGUUCCUUCCAUUCUGAAUGUCUUAACUGGUUGCUUGUAUUAUAAUUUACACUUAUUAUUCUGAAUAAAGAGACAAACUGGA
Oncorhynchus kisutch (coho salmon) is the source of this 5112-nucleotide messenger RNA. RefSeq names its product protein FAM171A1. Gene Ontology annotation, biological process: regulation of cell shape; stress fiber assembly. NCBI's taxonomy places the organism in Eukaryota, Metazoa, Chordata, Actinopteri, Salmoniformes, Salmonidae. The record is from RefSeq and is a predicted model, not a curated record. Gene Ontology annotation, cellular component: plasma membrane.